UUUUAUUUUAGAAAAUUAAAUUUGCUAUUUAUCUAUUAACAGAUUUUAGAUAGAAGAAAUGCCAGAACACGAAAAACGAACCGGCAUGUCGUGUCGCUGCACGUAAAAAGGCAGGCACCGUGGCACUCGGGGCAACUACUACUAGUCUACUAGUCCACUACGACUUGGCGCAGCCAUUGUCGCUUGAGCAGAAGAAUCGCUUUCUCUUUAGGUGUCCAUGAAAGCUGGAGCGGCCGGUCAGCUGGUGGCGGGUGCCCGCUUGUCCGGUUCGGCCGCGCUCUUGUCUCAUCUUCUCGUUGUCAUCCUCCUCUGCCUCGCCAGUGCGCGGGGAGUUGCCGGUGCCGAGCGAGGUGAGGCGGCGGCGGCGGCGGGCGCGCGGCGGGUGGACGUGGGGGUGAUCCUGGACCGGACGACAUGGGUGGGGAACAUCAGCUGGGCGUGCAUGGAGCUGGCCCUGGAAGACUUCUACGCCGACGCGCGGUACGCCAAGUACAGCACCAGGGUCAGGCUCCACCUCAGGGACACCGCCGGGCCGGACCCCGUCGACGCCGCGUCGGCAGGUGUUGAUCUACUAAAAAAUGUCCGCGUGCAAGCAAUCAUCGGGCCACAGACAUCAAGCCAGGCCAAAUUUCUCGUGGAGCUUGGGAACAUAUCGUCUGUCCCAAUCAUUUCGUUUUCUGCAAAUAGCCCGUCCCGAUCGCCCAGCCAAACCCCAUACUUCAUCCGGACGGGGUGGAACGACUCUUCUCAAGCAGAAGCUAUCGCCUCACUUGUUCAAAAAUACAAUUGGAGAGAAGUCGUUCCUGUCUUCGAGGAUGACGAUUCCAAUGCUAGAUUCAUCCCCGACCUUGUCGACACUCGUGUUUCUUACAGGUGCAAGAUUCAUCCUUUAGCUGGAGAAGAUGAGAUAAAAGGAGCUAUCUCAAGCUUAAAAGGCAAUUGGACAAGUGUGUUUGUUGUGCGCAUGUCGUAUGUGUUAGCCCUUAGGUUUUUCCGGCUUGCCAAGGAUGAGGGGAUGAUGGGCCAGGGCUUUGUCUGGAUUAUGGCAUAUGGUUUGACGGAUAUUUUUGAUGUAUCUGGCUCUCCUGCUCUUGAUGUGAUGAACGGUGUUGUCGGGGUUGAACCUUAUGUUGAAGACACCAUAAAACUUCAAAAUUUUAAACAGAGAUGGCGUGAGAAAUACAGAAUGGAAAAUCCAGAUACAAAACUAAACGACCCCACAGUGUAUGGUUUCUAUGCAUACGAUACCGUAUGGGCAUUAGCAUUGGCUGCAGAGAAGGCUGGAUAUGUGGAUUCAGACUUUGUGCUGUCCGAAACAAAUAAUGGGUCCACUGACUUGGACAGAAUCAGUGCUUCGAAGGCUGCUGGAAAACUGCACAGCGCAUUCUUGAAGAUUGGUUUCCUUGGCAUGACUGGGACAUUCCAAAUUCAGGACUGGCAAUUGGUAUCAAUAACUUACAAGAUAAUAAAUGUAGCUGCUCAAGACAUAAAAGUAGCUGGUUUUUGGACUCCAGAAUUUAACAUAUCUGGAAGUCUAAAAAAGAAGACUAAUCUUCACACCAUCAUAUGGCCAGGAGGCAGUGACAAAGCACCUAGAGGAUGGCUAUUGCCAAUGAAUAAAAAGCUCAGAAUAGGCGUACCUGCGAAAUAUGGGUUUGGCGGUUUUAUUCGAUAUGAAAAUGGUAAGGCCAAAGGGUUCUGUGGCGAUGUAUUUGAGAAUGUUAUUCAAGCAUUACCCUAUGACGUACCCAUUCACUACGAGGAGUUUGGAGACGGGAAAGGUAAAAGUAGUGGAACUUACGACGAACUCGUCUACAAAGUUUAUCUUAAGGAAUAUGAUGCAGUAGUAGGGGAUAUAACAAUUUUGGCCAAUCGUUCUUUAUAUGUGGACUUCACUCUUCCUUAUACCGAGUCAGGGGUACGCAUGCUGGUUCCAGUUCGGGACCAGAGACAGAAGACUGCAUGGACAUUCCUAGAGCCUUUAACAGCUGAUCUAUGGUUAGGAACUGGGGCAUUUUUUGUCUUCACAGGCUUUAUAGUUUGGUUUAUUGAGCACAGAACAAAUUGGGAAUUUAGAGGAUCUCCAGGCAAUCAAUUUGGAUCUAUCUUCUACUUCUCAUUCUCGACACUUGUAUUUGCUCAUAGGGAGAGGAUCGUGAACAACUUAUCAAGAGUUGCAGUAUUAGUUUGGCUUUUUGUGGUGCUAAUAUUGCAGCAGAGUUACACUGCAAGCUUAAGCUCAAUUCUCACAGUAGAACAGCUUCGGCCAGCAGUAACCAAUUUAGAUGAAGUUAUCAGGCAAGGGUCCUAUGUUGGUUACCUCAACGAUUCUUUCUUGCCUGGGCUUUUGAAACGGUUGAAAAUUAAUGAAUCAAAGAUGAUUGCCUUCAACUCUCCUGAGGAGUUCAAUGAUGCCUUAUCAACCGGAAGAGUUGCCGUCAUUGUUGAUGAGAUACCGUACCUCAAAGUGUUUCUCUCAAAGUAUUGCCACAACUACACUAUGGUUGGGCCAACUUACAAGUUCGAUGGAUUUGGUUAUGCAUUCCCCCGAGGCUCUCCACUCACACAUGAGAUUUCAAGGGGAAUAUUGCAAUUAGCAUCAAGCGACAAGAUGGCCCAACUGGAGCAACAAUUGUAUGGUGAUACAAUUUGCCCUGACAAAAAUGACUCCCAAACUUCAAGCAGCCUAACAUUGCACAGCUUUCUUGGGCUGUUCAUCAUCACAGGGGCGUCUUCAAUGUUGGCUCUGAUUCUGCAUGUUGGCAUAACCCUUUAUAAUCACUGGUGUGAUUUGAUCAGUGCCAUCAGUCAGAGUUCAUGGCGUGGAUUGCCUGCCAUUCUCUUUAAGAUCUUUCAUGAGAAUGAUAAUAGCUCUAAUACUCCAGAUAUAGAUGAACCCAGAAUGGCAGAUGUUGAUCGUACAACUGAGAGCCCAUGGAGCACAUCUAAUCACAUCAUGGAGAACUUCGAUUCAGAGACUGGUAUGGGAAGCCCACCGGAAGGGGAAGGAACGCCAGGCAGGGAAGUUUCAGUUCAGGAUCCUGAUCCACUAUCGUUUGCUUACAUGCAUUCUGAGGGGUAGUUGAGCAGCAUUUUUUUAAUCUCUUGUCAAAUGUGAGGGCCAAAGAACUCUAUGGUCAUCGCAUAACUAUACUGUUCAGUGUAAUUGAUUCAUUUGAUGCAUAAAUAUGCCGUCUGUUUUUAGUUCCACCAUGAAUACAAGUGUUGACGUGUAUUGCU
Messenger RNA from Phragmites australis (common reed), 3240 nucleotides. RefSeq names its product glutamate receptor 2.9-like. NCBI's taxonomy places the organism in Eukaryota, Viridiplantae, Streptophyta, Magnoliopsida, Poales, Poaceae. The record is from RefSeq and is a predicted model, not a curated record. Bases 218 to 3082 code for a protein of 954 amino acids. Gene Ontology annotation, cellular component: plasma membrane. Gene Ontology annotation, molecular function: glutamate-gated receptor activity. The transcript has 4 exons.